AUGUCAGCCGAUGUUGUUGAAUAUUUGGAGUCUGAGAAAUUAUGCAAACCUAGUAUGUAUACAAGUGAACUUCAACAGCGUUUGUUAUUAGAUGGAGUUUCUCCUCCUGGUCAAUUACCAUCCCCGUCUGCAAUAAAAAAGUGCAUUCGGGAAGACUGCAGAAUGACAAAGAAAAAGGUUUCCCAAGUGCCUAAAGAAUCAUUGUCACAAGAAAAUACUGAAUAUACCGAUUUUUAUCUUGAUCAAAUUGCACAUCACAACUAUACAAAACUUCAAUUUUUUGACGAAUGUAGUGUAAUUGUAACUUCGGGAAAUCGCGUGUAUGGCAAUUCCUACAUCGGUGAACCAGCGAUUGAAAUUCAGCGAUAUGCAUCGAACGCUAAUAAUACACUCAACUUGCUUCACUCUGCAAACGGAGUGGAUUACUUUGAUGUUUUGAGAGGCCCAUCUAAUGGCAUGGAGCUGCUGAAUUUCUUCAAUGAAGCUCUGUCAAUAAAGAGGGUAGAUGGUUCAACAAUUCUAAAGAGAAUGGCGAUGUAG
Pocillopora verrucosa is the source of this 540-nucleotide messenger RNA. The record is from RefSeq and is a predicted model, not a curated record. Lineage: Eukaryota; Metazoa; Cnidaria; Anthozoa; Scleractinia; Pocilloporidae.